CACCGACAAUUUUGUGCAACCAGCAAUUUCUCGUUUUGAUGGUCACUAUGAUCAUUGGAGUAUGCUAAUGGAAAACUUCUUGAGAUCCAAGGAGUAUUGGCAGGUUGUCGAAUCUGGGGUAGCAGGGCCAACAGCCGGAUAAAUAUUGUCAGAGGUGCAGAAAAUGGAGUUGGAAGCAUUGAAACUAAAAGAUCUUAAAACCAAAAAUUAUCUUUUCAAGCUAUUGAUCGAGCCAUUUUGGAGACAAUUCUUGGCAAAGAUACCUCCAAACAAAUUUGGGAUUCCAUGAGGAAAAAGUAUCAAGGAAAUGCAAAGGCGAAGCGGAUGCAGCUUCAAGCUCUUCGGACCGAAUUUGAGACUUUACGCAUGAAGUCAAGCGAAUCAGUCACUGAUUAUUUUGCAAGAACGAUGGCAAUCGCUAACAAGAUGAGGAUCCAUGGAGAAAAUUUGAAGGAUGUCACCAUCGUCGAGAAGAUUCUUCGAUCAAUGACAACAAAAUUUAAUUUUGUUGUAUGCUGUAUAGAAGAAUCGAAAGAUAUUGAUGCAAUUUCAAUUGAUGAGUUGCAGAGUUCUUUGUUGGUUCAUGAGCAAAAAAUUAACCAGCAAGAGAAAAAGGAGCAAGCACUAGUGGCUUCAGUAGAAAGUCACUCAAUAUGGAGAGGAGACAGAGGCAGAGGCAGAGGCAGAGGCAGAGGCAGAGGUAGAGGAAAUAAUGAUCGUGGCAAACAACAACAACAAUACCAGCACCAAGAAAAUCAAUUUCAAGAAAGAAGAAGAGGACGAGGAGGCCAUCAAUUAACAAAUCAAAGGCCAAAGUCAGCAGAUAAGUCCAAUGUUGAAUGCUACAUGUGAUGACCCCAUUUCCCUCAAGGGCGAACCCCAGAGGUUAGCGGACCGCCUGCCUAACUCUCACCAGGACUCACUCACUAACAUUAAUUUCAGAGACAACAUUAACUCUAAAGGAAGAACAAAACUCCCCAAUAGUUAUUACAAGCCAUCCAACUUCACAAAAAAAAAAA
Messenger RNA from Coffea arabica (coffee), 1019 nucleotides. The record is from RefSeq and is a predicted model, not a curated record. Lineage: Eukaryota; Viridiplantae; Streptophyta; Magnoliopsida; Gentianales; Rubiaceae.